ACUAGUGAGGCAGCAGCAGGGAGGAUGGGACCCGGAAGAGAAGUUGCCGCUGGGGUGAGUUACUUCCCCGUCCGCCCCUGGGAGGAGAGAGGCAGCCCGGUUACACCAUGUUUCAGUUUCUGCUUGGUUUUGCUCUCGGCAAUGUGGUUGGGAUGUAUCUGGCUCAGAAUUAUGAUAUUCCUGACCUUGCAAAGAAACUGGAAGAUAUUAAAAGAGAUGUGGAAGCUAAGAAGAAACCUCCCAGUGACAAAUCCUAAGUCACUGAUGUUGACCAGAUCAUCUCCACACAAAUUUCAAGGAUGUAAUUCCCAUUCAAGCUACCAAUUCCAAGUAGAAGUGGGGCUUUUGGGGAUUUCCUCCAUUUCCAGUCUCCCAGAACCUGGCUGUCCUUGAGCUGAAGUGCAAUCAUGAAUGUGCGGUGAGACCUAACAUCAGGAGUUUCAGGAAACCUGAUUCUGAGCUGAUGUGAUUGGAAAAGAAAGUUUGGAUUUUCUUGCUGUUACAUAAUAUUUUAUAAUCAAUUUUUAUAUGGCUCAGCUGGAGAUCACUGCAAAUCCUACAAUUAUCCCUACCUGAUGCUUUCUAAUAUUAAUUCUUAAGACGCCUCAAAAGAAAUUAAAACAUAUGUAUCCGGAAGUCACUUCUGAAGACUUUUUAUUCUGAGUUAUAUUACGUCAUUGUCCUUUCUUUAAUCCUCCUGUAUGAGACUGAAUCAUGGAUAAUUUCAGUCCCUGUGCUGGAGAUGGAAUGAGAGCUUUCUGAGUGUCCCUUGAAUUUACAUGAUUAGUUGUCUGUUUCCACUGUUGUAUAUUAUCUUGUUUUUGGCAGUGUUUUUCUUUGCACAAAGUGAGUGAAAACAUGAUUGACUCAAAAGACUACCAGCUUCAACCUACAUUUUACCUUCACUGGUUUUUCUUUCUCUGCUCUGUUCCAUUGCUUCACCCCAUUUCAUUUUCACUCCUUUCUCCUCCCCUUGGUCAUUUUGGGAGACAUACCUUAGGCUGGGGAUGAUGAAUCAGCAAUUGACUCAAAUUCACUUAGCCAUCUUCUAAAGAUGGUUAAACGUACAGCCCUUUUGCAUCCUCUCCUUACUGCCCUGAACAGGGCUCUUCCCCAGAUGAAGUAUUAGCACAUUGAAUGCACUAUUUGACACACCCGACCAGUCCCUCAACCCCCUGCAUUGCCUUCAGACCUUUUCUUUUGCAAUUGGACAGUAAUUUUAGUAUGUAUACAGGUUCAUCUUACCACCUCACUGAGCAUGCUCUGGCACUACUUAGCCUAGCGUGUUCCCCUUUACCUCCCUCAACCACAAUAUAUUAAAUGGAAAUGCAAACCCUUUAGUAUGAGGCAUUGAGCCAUGAUGUUACAAGUACUACACCCUUUGGCCUGAACUGUAAAUGAGACACAUCCUGUCAGGCAAAAAGAGAUGUAAGUUUAUUAGUUAACUAAUUAGUUUACUGUUCUCCAUUAAAAAAGCACCCAUCCUUUGCAUUUCCCUUUGCAUGCAUGGUUUUUAGAAGUACAUGUAUAAAUAAACAGACCCAUCAGGUACCCCUGGUCAGUAACCCUGCAGCAACAACUAUAACAAGAAUUAAUUAACUUCACAACACCUGUGUAAGAUGAGGGGGUGGAAUUAUCCCCAUUUUACAGGUGGCAAACUGAGGCAGAGAGAGAGAGUAAAGCUAAAAUUGUCAGAGGUUCCCCUAAGUUUGGGCAGCCAACUUGACACACACGGCUGGAUUUUUCAGAGUAUUUAGCAUUUUAUAGCACUGUAUAUGUUCAAAACACAACUCCAUUUGACUCUAGUUGCAGUUGGAGUGCUCAAUACUUCUGCAAACUGGGCCCCAGUGUUUCAGGUUGGGCACCCAGUAUAUGUGGAACAUACAAUCAGUGACCUAUAAUUAAAAGUUUGAUUCAAGUAACUUGCUCAGCAUCACACAGGAACCCCAGGGCAUAGGCAAGGAUAGCAUCCAGUUUUCUAGGGCAGCAUUCACCUAAAACCAUCCUUUAUUUUCCUGCAAUUCCCUGUCUCAGUCACUAUGCAUCUUCCAACUAUUGCAACAAAUGAGAGAGGGUUUCUGUGAAUAGCCACCUUCACUACAGAGCCCUUGUUCCUUAGCACCUCUAUACCCUCCAGUCCCCUCCCACUGCUAUCCACCUCAACAGCUCCUGUACCCCUCAACCUUUCCCCACCAUCCUUCAGGUUCUGCAACUGCCUUUUCUCCACCUGGCCCACUUUCCUCCCCCCCGCAUUCAAAUCAGGGUGCUUUUCUCCUGUUCCACGGUGCCAGCAGGAGGAGCACAGAGAACAGGAGGAACAAUUGCAGGGAAAUUCCUGCUCAGCCUUGAAUCCUGGGGCUGGAGCAUGCUCAGAGCAGUCAGAAACUUACGAGCAUUUAACUGCCAAACUUAUUCAUCUGAGACCGUACAGAGGCUUAUAACUUAAUCAAAUUUGUGCACAUUUUUACAGGAAUGGCAAAAGGCACAUCCCUGAACCAAAGGCCACCUCCCUGACCAAUUUCAAAUCCAGGCUCCAAAAAACAGGGGUUCUACAGUUUCUCAACCAAAUAGUUGUGCGUAUUUUUUAUUUUUUUUAAACGUGGGCAAAAUUUAUUUCCUUCUAAUCUCAUUCUUGGAAAUGGCCAGGCCAUUUUAGCUGAAAUUUUCCAGAAAAGUUGACUCUGAGUCAAACACCUGGCAUGGAAAAUUUCAGAUUGAAGAAUUAAAGUUUGGCAAAGUUAUAAAUGACUGAAAACAGAAUCUUAUCGUGCAACCCUAGUAACAGAUGGCACCAUUCCCAUCUAUAAGAAUAAACAAAGUUUAUAUUAGACAUUCCUACCAGCCAUUUAAAAUGAUAACACUGUUUGCUGGUGAUUACCAGUAAGCAUCAUGGUAGUAGUGGGUCUUGAGAAGGAGAAAUCGCAUCAAUGUUGAUGGGAAUUCCCUAGGAAAACACAGCUAUGCCAAACCACUAUUGAGCACAGACCAUUCUUUGAGAGAGACUCACACUGGGUAAUCCAAAAUCUAUUCAAGUCAAUCUUGCACUCUGUAUUCAUGCACUUUUCUCCUGAGUAAUGAGUAUAGAACUGGACCCAUGCUGUCUAACUUUUUUAAAAGCCCCUUUUGCAAAUGUGAUGAAUUUGGUAAUAAACAAUCUGAGGGAAGUUAUUUUUCUUCCUUUCUCCAGAACUUUAGAGCCAAAAUUUUGACAUACUGUACUUAAAACCACUCAGAUUUCUUUAGGUACCACCUAUAAUUAUUUGAACACUUAUUGUGAAUUUAGUUUUUUUCCCAAGGAGUAUAUUAUGCUCUUCCUGCACAUCACACAGCGAUGAGGAGGGAAUGGGUAUUUAAGGUUUCUCUAUAAUUUUUGACCAUAGAAGCUGCUUUAGCAUGAAUGGUGCAAUUUAUAUCUCAAAUGUUCAUCUGACAAUUCACAGCAGAUGUCAGGAAAUUUUCGAUCCACCUCUAAAGUUUUUCAAAUAGAGAGAACCAGGCACAUCUGUGGUGCUAUAGAAACAAUACAAAAGUAUUAAUAAUAAGGGUUUACGUUUUUAAGUGUUCUACAAAGUUUGCAACACCUUGCAUGUUAGCCCCAAAUUAUUUUUCUUCCACCUGGAAAACUGGAGAGCUCAAUUACAUUUUAGAAGGCAAUAAUGCUUGAAAAUUUCACAAACCCUCUACAAUAAAUUGCAUUAAACAGAAUAGUUAGCCAUGGGCUACACUAGAUUAUACUGAGGUACAACCCACAGUUACACAUCCAACUGGCAGAAAUUCUAUUUGACAUAAAGAGUGUAUGAUGCAUAGUACCUGCAACUACAGUAGGGUUCAGAAUUGUUUUGGCCGCAGAGGUGUUAUAGCCGGUCAGACACAGUUUAGACUAAUUGAGAGCAUCUUUGAGGCAUCAUCUGGCAGCAGGUUUCCCAUUUCACUCAGGAACCAGGGCAAUGAGCACAUGAAUGAUACUGCAGUAAAUAGCUGAAUCACCAACCAGACUCUAAAACUACCCUUCCCUUGCAAAAGCACCUAGGAUGAACUGGGGUGUAACUACUAGCUCCAUGUUUUAGGGCUGAAUCCUUCAUGGGGGCACAGCAAUGGGAGAGAACAGAGCACAGUCUGUUUCAAAGUCUGGGGAAGGAAGAUAUGGAAUGCUACCACAGAAAGGCUGCAUUACAGAUGUUUAAAUAACAAAAAUAGAGCCCUUACCUACAACAUCACAGAAUGCUUCAAACCAAAAAGCUAUCAAUGUACCUCAAGGUUAGCAUUUCCUCUGACCAACUUCUCACCCAACCACAUGCUGCUAGAGUAACCGGGCUGGUUGUCUGUUGGCUGUUAUAGCUAUCCCAGAAUACCUUGCUAUGGAAAACUGCUGAGGCAGCCUGCUGCACCCAAUACACAGGUGCUCCUGUGUUACUUCAUGCGCCUCAUUCAGAUCAGGCAGCGCCAAACAGACUCCUGCAGAAUCCUCAUUUAUACAAAUGAAGGCAAGAACUCAAUAUUCUGGUUGUUUUGAUAUUCUUCUGCUUAGAGUCUCUCAUUCCCUCUCCCCUUUCACUUCUCUUCGCUAACCCUUUUCUGCCCUGCCCCCAACAGACCCUAAUGAUGGAGGUCUUCAUUCUAGUUAAAGAAGGCUGAACAUGGUUUUCUGGGGGCCAUCUUAGCACAACUUUGAGGACUGAUGAAUUUUGAUGGGAGGCAAUCCCUGCUGGCCUAGUAGCAAAGGACCUUUUCUCUGUGUAUUAAAUGACAUCAUGUCAAAUCCUGGCCCAAAGGAAGUCAAUGGUAACACUCUAAUUGCUUUCUAUGGGGCCUUAGACUUCCCUCUCCUGGCGCAUUGUCAGUCACGCCUCCCAACAGGUUCAUGUUGACCUCUCCACAUCUGCUUUUUUUAGGGGGCACUGUGAUAUAUUCUGUGCUGGCUUGGGGGCAUAGGUCGUACCAGCUUUGGAUCACUAUAGCCAAGAUUCAUAAAGAUACUUAGGCCCCUACCUCCCUUUGUGCUACUGGGCCUAUACUGUUCAACCGGCCAUGGAGCACACACAGGACAAAGACACAAAUCAGUGCCAUAUGUUCAAGUGAUGUGGGAUUAAUUUCAUUAACAUAAAUUACAUUUUGUAGAAAUAUGUUUAGGCCUUGCCAUUUCUGCAUAGAGUAAAUAUUACUGCUGUGUGAUGGCGUUAUUUUUGUUUCUUAGAAACCGGUGCCUCAUGCAAUGAGGUAGGCAGUUAAACAGUGGAGAGACAAAUUCCCCUAUACGGCUCUUUUUACGUCUUUCUCUGGGGGACUGAAAAAAAUAGCUAUUUUGUCAGUGGUGUCUGCUAACCUUUAUGGAUUCCCAAGAGGUGGGUUCUAUUUAUUGAAUACGUAGCAAUAUAAGAUAACAGAUGUUAUUCAUUACUUCUCUUGAAAUAUGCAUUAAAAUUUAAAUGAUCA
Messenger RNA from Trachemys scripta elegans, 5433 nucleotides. It is a transcript of the gene STMP1, whose product is annotated as short transmembrane mitochondrial protein 1. Bases 108 to 257 code for a protein of 49 amino acids. Lineage: Eukaryota; Metazoa; Chordata; Testudines; Emydidae. The transcript is spliced from 3 exons. The record is from RefSeq and is a predicted model, not a curated record.